This is a messenger RNA of Cannabis sativa, 1159 nucleotides long. Its product is annotated as patatin-like protein 2. The transcript has 6 exons. The record is from RefSeq and is a predicted model, not a curated record. Gene Ontology annotation, molecular function: monoacylglycerol lipase activity; glycerophospholipase activity. Gene Ontology annotation, biological process: lipid metabolic process. Bases 1 to 948 code for a protein of 315 amino acids. NCBI's taxonomy places the organism in Eukaryota, Viridiplantae, Streptophyta, Magnoliopsida, Rosales, Cannabaceae.
AUGUGUAUAAAAAGAAACAGUUGUGGAGUAUUCCCUCGUAUUAAGAAGGUGAUUAAAUCUUUAGUAGGACCAAAAUAUGAUGGUGAUUAUCUACAUAAACUUAUAAGACAAAAGUUAGGGCACACCAAAUUGAACCAAACUUUGACCAAUGUUGUCAUUCCAACAUUUGACAUCAAACAACUCCAGCCAACUGUUUUUUCCAGCUACGAGGUUAAGAAAAAUCCAUCGUCCGAUAUGAAUGUACUUCUAUCAGAUAUAUGUAUUGGAACUUCGGCUGCUCCAACAUAUCUUCCUGCUCAUUACUUCGAAGCAAAAGAUUCUAAUGGAGAAGUUAUUAGAAAAUUUAAUCUUAUAGACGGUGGUGUUGCUGCAAAUAAUCCGACUCUGGUGGCAAUUGGUGAAGUGUGGAAGGAUAAAAUAAUAGCUACUUUGUCUCCAACAAUAGAUAAUAAUAAUGAUCCAAUAUUAGAUUGCGGUCGAUUUUUGGUGAUUUCAUUAGGAACUGGAUCUCCAAAAAUUGAAAAGAAAUAUAAUGCUCAAGAUGUCGCGAAAUGGGGUUUGGUAAAUUGGUUAAACAAAGGCGGUUCGGCCCCAAUUAUUGAUGUAUUUUCUCAUGCAAGUUCUGAUAUGGUCGAUCUUCAUCUCUCUGUGCUUUUCAAAGCCUUCAAAUCAGAACAUCAAUAUCUUCGAAUUCAGGAUGAUACUCUCGAGAACGAUGUAUCAUCGGUAGAUAUUGCCACAACGAAAAAUUUGGAAGAUCUUGUCAAAGUUGGAGAAGAAUUAUUGAAAAAGCCAAUGUGUAGAGUUAAUUUGGAGACUUGCCGCUACGAAAUUUGUAGCGACGAGACUAAUGAGCAGGCUCUUGUAAGGUUUGCUAAAAGACUGUGGGAUGAGAAGCAAUUUCGCAGUGCAAAGCUAGGUCUCCUAAUUAAUAAUAAUGUGUUAUAAUCAUUAAGUUUUAAUGUGUAUUUUGUGUGUGUGUAAACUAACUGUAUAUAUAUUAAUCAUUAUAUAGAUUAAUAUAAUAUAUAUACUAAAGGAAUGAGCAAAAUAUAUAUGCUAUAUUUGACGGGAGACGGAGCUAUGGUUUGGGUAUGGUUGUUAGAGACACCAACGACAUGAUGUACCAUCUUAGCUCACGCCCAAGUGGAACCUGUCU